Rhipicephalus sanguineus (brown dog tick) is the source of this 1764-nucleotide messenger RNA. Its product is annotated as BTB/POZ domain-containing protein 3. Bases 95 to 1426 code for a protein of 443 amino acids. Gene Ontology annotation, cellular component: cytosol. Gene Ontology annotation, biological process: neurogenesis. The transcript is spliced from 3 exons. The record is from RefSeq and is a predicted model, not a curated record. NCBI's taxonomy places the organism in Eukaryota, Metazoa, Arthropoda, Arachnida, Ixodida, Ixodidae. Gene Ontology annotation, molecular function: protein binding.
CAGCGAGCUGGCGCACGCAGGCAGCAGCAACAACCCCCAGGGCCCCCGAGGGGGCCGCGGGGGCGACGGCGCCCACGGGGGUGCCGCCGCCGCCAUGGACGCCGAGGGCGAGAAGGUGCUGCAGCGGACGUCGUCCCUGCUUCAGAACAAGGCCUUCACUGACGUCACCUUCAUCGUGGGACCACCGUCGGCCUCCAAGAAGUACGUCGGACACCGGGUCCUGCUGGCCAUGACGAGCCCCGUCUUCGAAGCCAUGUUCUACGGCGACAUGGCCGACAAGUCAAAGGUCAUUCGCAUCGCCGACAUCGCGCCCAUCGGGUUCGAAAAUCUGCUCAGGUACGCCUACACGGACAACCUCAAACUGCAGACGGUGGACGACGCGAUGCUGACGGCGUACGCCGCGAAGAAGUACAUCCUGCCGCACCUGCUCAAGGACUGCUUCGCCUUCAUCGAGAAGCACGUGACGCCACAGACCGUGUGCCAGGUGUUCGAGUUCGCGCAGGUCAUGGAGGCCUACCCGCUCGUGCACCAGUGCCUCAACAUCAUCGACCGGCAGACGUACCACGUGCUCACGUCCAGCAACUUCCCAAACGUGGCUCUCCACACGCUGGAAACCAUCGUGCGCCGAAAGUACCUCAACCUGUACUCGGAGUACGCGCUCUACUCUGCAGUGGUCCAGUGGGGGCAGGAGGAGUGCUCCAGGAGGAACCUGGAGCGGGACAUGGACAACGUGCGCGGCGUUAUCGAGUCCGUGCUCCCGCUCGUUCGUUUCCUGGCCAUGAGUCCCGAAGAGUUCUGCAAGGGCCCGGCCAAGAGCGGACUGCUGACCAAGGAGGAGUGCUUCUCGGUCUUCAUGAAUAUGGCCAUACCGGGGAUUGUGCCCCUACCAAAAGGCGUCAGCAUGGAAGGUGCCAAGAGGACGUCGCCGCCCGAACACUUCGUGGCGCGACGCUACCAGGCCGUCUCCUUCCACGCGCCAUCGCGGCCACUGCGGCUGUUCGGCCUCAAGUUCGUCGUGCCCACGCGCGACGUGUUCCUCGUCGGAGUCGGCUUUCCCGUUCGCCAAGACCUCGGCUCGUACAGCGUGCGGCAGCCAAAGUUCGACGGCCAGCUGCGGUGCAGCUACAAGGUCCAGGAGGACCGGAGGGAGCGGGAGGAGCUGGACGUGUCCUUCACCCUGGCCAAGGACAAGGACGUGCGCAUCAAGUUCAAGAAGCCCAUUUUCGUGCGCAAGGCGCUCGAGUACGAGCUAGAGCUGCAGCUGAGCUCGCUCAUGAGUGAUGACGUCAUCGUACCGUCGCUCAAGAAUCGGAAGAAAGAGGACACCGUCGAAGGAGUGACGUUCCAGUUCUCGGCAUUCCAGAGACCGCACAUGUCCAACGUCCUGGAGAUUCUGGAGUUCUCGGAUUUGCUGUUCUACUUCUGAGUAAUCGUGCUCUCUCUUUUGGUGACGGCACCAGGAAGCUUCCUGCAGAAGUAUCCGCUCAAACGUUACGCUCGAUGACGAAACAGCCAUGACGUCACUGAGUGUAGGUUUAGUAACUGGAAGAAGAGAAAGGACACGCACCAAAUGGGACCUCGCCUUCACAGUUCUUGGACUUCCAGGGAUUCACGUGUAUGGUCCAGAAGGUCCAACGUGUCCAACUUACUGACUCACUGUUAUUAGUGCCGGACAAUGUGCGUGGCCCCCCGAAGCAUACUUUCACGAGGAGACAGUCCUGGAGAGCGAGAUUGUGUUACAAUGUUCUCGCGAAAAACGACGAC